Drosophila serrata is the source of this 776-nucleotide messenger RNA. RefSeq names its product tetratricopeptide repeat protein 36 homolog. Gene Ontology annotation, molecular function: protein binding. Lineage: Eukaryota; Metazoa; Arthropoda; Insecta; Diptera; Drosophilidae. The record is from RefSeq and is a predicted model, not a curated record.
UAGAUCAUAUUGGAUAAUGCCGCAGGCCAACCUCAAGCUGAGUCCACAUGACCAGCAGGUGCUGGACUCCAUUUUCAAUCCCCUCGAGCUCAGUAGCCUCCAACCAAAUGAUGCAGUCCCCGCCGAAGCUGAUCUAACAGAUUUGGAACCCGACACGGAAGCCAUCAGGGCGUCCAGGGAGCUGGAACUGAAGGCCAUUUGCUUAGCCGAAAAGGGUGAACUGCCAGAGGCCCUGGAACUCUUUCGCCAAGCCUUCGAUCUGGCCCAAAGGCCCUCGGUGCUGAACAAUCGGGCUCAAGCACUACGACUGGCCCAAAGGGAGGAAGAGGCCCUGGAUGACCUAAAUAAAGCCAUAGAACUGGCUGGUUCACAGGAGAAUCGCACUAAGAGCCACGCCCUUUGUCAGCGCGGUGUUCUCUAUCGCAAGUUGGAUAAGUUGGAUGCAGCUCGUUCAGAUUUCGAGGCAGCAGCUCAAUUGGGUAGCAAAUUCGCCAAAGAACAGCUUGUGGAAAUCAAUCCCUUUGCAGCGCUCUGCAAUCAAAUGCUUCGACAAGCCUUCGAUCAGCUAAAGUGAAUCAAGGAUGCUGGAAUUGCUGCGAUUUUAUAUAAUAAUAACCUUAGAAAUGAUCUAAAACUAACUUUAAGCAGCCCUGCAGUUUUAAACUAGAUUGAAUUGAAAAUCAAUCAUAAUUAAUCAUACAUUUUAAGUCAAAAAGCAUUUUUGUUCUAGUUUUAGUAGGGUUAAUAAAUCGAAAUACGGAGUUUAAAAUUUUGAA